Molecule: messenger RNA, 605 nt
Organism: Solanum stenotomum
Lineage: Eukaryota; Viridiplantae; Streptophyta; Magnoliopsida; Solanales; Solanaceae
Exons: 2
Coding region: 143-367 (74 amino acids)
Source: RefSeq, a predicted model, not a curated record
UGUGAAACCCCACAUCAAGACUCAAGAGUGGAAGGAACACAUCACUCCUUUAUUAGUCUCUAGUCAUUACAUUCUUUAUUGCAACAAAGAGCACUAUAAACCCUUUAAUUUUCAACCAAACAUAGGAGUAGAGGGAGAGGAGAUGGAGGAUUUGUGGCAAAAAAUGGUCUUUCCGGUUAGACGUGUUUGGGGUGCUGUUUCUGCUCGUGUCAAGCCUCGUAAAGAUGGUGCUGGAUUAUUGAAGCUUCAAGGCGAUAUACAGUCCUGUGGAUAUGAAGAUGUACAGGUGAUGUGGGAAAUGCUUGGAGGGACGGAGUCAGAGUUGACAUCUCGGCACAUUAAGCGUAAAACGCCAACAGUUGUUUAGGAAUUUUGUACGGUUCAACAGCAUCCUCCUCUACAGAUCACACCAUUGAGAAACGGUAUGCUGCACUGCAGAAAUAAGAGUAUCUGAAGAGUGAAGAGAUGUAUGUUACUUAUAUUUCUCAAUCCCCUGGGUAGAUAUGGGGACUUUCAUGACAACAUUAUCAGUUGUAAAUAUACCGUCCCCUGAUGAUGUAUGAAAGUUCGGCACUAAAUAAAGAAAAAGAACUAUGAAGAGUUCA